AUGAGCGCACAGGGUCAAGUCCGGAGCGUCAAGCACGGCAGCAUCGGUGAAGUCGAAGCCGGAAAAGGCUCCAUCACCAGAUACGCCGAUGGCCGACCAACGCGCUUCACCUUCAAAACAAAGUUCGACCGCGCCCCACACUUACAGGUAACGCCAAUCUUUAUUGAUCCAAAGGCAGCCUUCAAGAACUUCUGGAUUUAUCACCUUGCUCCUUCGGGAGACCAGGCGGUUGACGAGAGUGGCUUCUAUCUGGGGUGUUGUGGUGAGACGGGGUUGACUAUUCACUUUGAGUACCUUGCUACUGCUGUCUAUACGGCUGGGGAUGAAGCCCUCAAGGAACCGAAAGGAAAGCGCCGUCGUAGCUGUGUGGCUGAGACGAGCCCCUCGUCGUGUUCUGACACCGGACAAGAGGAGGAUGUUGGUGAUAUGUCUUACUUUAAAGUCGAAGCUGGCUUCCCGAGCCCUGCUGGUGCCACUUUCUUGACCAAUGAAGAGUCUCAUGAAGCGGCGAAGAAUUUGUCAAAGCCCAAGACGCGCCGAGCUCCUGGCCCCGCCGGGGUCAAUUGUUUUAUUCCCUUCAGGAAGAAGCGCAAGUACUAA
Molecule: messenger RNA, 600 nt
Organism: Fusarium oxysporum Fo47
Lineage: Eukaryota; Fungi; Ascomycota; Sordariomycetes; Hypocreales; Nectriaceae
Exons: 3
Coding region: 1-600 (199 amino acids)
Source: RefSeq, a predicted model, not a curated record